CAUUUCCGCGCCAACAACAACACAUUCAUCUGUGCAUCAACAGCUUUGUACUACCUAGCCAUCGCAAGCAUCAAUACCCGCAAUGGUCGAGUCUACUUUGACCAACACUUCCGUCGAGGGUAACCCUGCGCCGACACCUGGAAAUGCUACGAUGUUGCAAGCUUUUGAGUGGUAUUCGCCUGCUGGCGGAAAACAUUGGAAGCGACUUGCUACCAUCCUGGAAGACCUGAGCAAGACUGGAAUUACAUCAAUGUGGAUUCCCCCUGCGUGCAAAGCUUCGUCAAAAGACGGCAACGGGUACGAUGUGUAUGAUUUGUGGGACCUUGGUGAGUUUGACCAGAAAGGCCAGGUCGAAACAAAAUGGGGCACAAAGAACGACCUUCUUACCCUCGUCAAACAAGCGCGAGAGCAUGGCAUCGGCCUGAUCUUUGACGCAGUCUUGAACCACAAGGCUGCAGCCGAUGAAUUGGAGAAAUGUCGUGCCCAAGAAGUCGACAGUGACGAUCGUACAAAGACAAUCAGUGACCCAUACGAGAUCAACGGCUGGUUGGGAUUCACCUUCCCCGGACGCGGCGACAAGUACAGCAACUUCAAGUGGCACUGGAGCCAUUUCACCGGCACAGACUACAACGACGACAACCAGAAGUCGGCCAUCUACAAAAUUCUGGGCGACGGCAAAGGUUGGGCCGAAGACGGCAUGUUUGCCGAUAUCGAUCACUCUCACCCAGAAGUCGCCCGAGAAAUUAAAAACUGGGGAGCAUGGGUGACCAAGGAGCUCGGCCUUGUUGGAUUCCGUUUCGAUGCUGUCAAGCACUUCAGCGAGGACUUCCUGCGCGACUUUAUCGAUCAUGUUCAAGAAGAAAAUGCGAAAUCCAAGGAUGGCAACAAAGCAGCCGAGAAUCUCUUCUGCGUUGGCGAGUUCUGGAAGAUGUCUGUGCAAGACAUGAUGGAUUACAUUGAGCGCAUGGGCCGCAAAUUUUCGCUCUUUGACGCGCCACUGGUGAACAAUUUCAGCUCUUUGUCGAAGCAAGAGAAGUCUGACUUGCGCACUGUCUUUGACAACACGCUUACCAAGUGUGAACCAGUCAACUCGUGUACGCUAGUGACGAACCACGACACACAGCCUGGACAAGCUCUCGAAAUCCCGAUUGAAGGGUUCUUCAAACCUCUGGCAUAUUCACUCAUUCUUCUUCGCGCUGAGGGUUACCCUUGCGUGUUCCUCGGCGACCUCUACGGCACUGCUGGGCCUGAAGAUGGCGAGCCAGCAUCUUGCGGUGGACAACUUGGUGAUUUAAUUCUGGCUCGUAAGCAAUACGCGUAUGGCCAACAGGACGACUACUUUGACUUCCCGACUUGCAUCGGCUGGGUGCGCAAGGGUACCUGGGACAAGCCUGAUGGUCUGGCGUGUGUGUUGUCGAACGCUGAAGCUGGUCAGAAGCGCAUGCAUGUUGGGGAGCUCCAUGCAGGUGAGAAGUGGACUGAUGUACUUGGCUGGUCUCAGGGCGAGGUCACCAUUGGCGACGAUGGCUUUGGUGAAUUCUACUGUCCUGGCGUAAGCGUGAGUGUCUGGGUGAACAAGGACGCAGAAGGACGAGAGAAUUUUGGCGAAUUCAAGGCGGAGAUUGACGGGCUCACUAAGAAGCUCGAGCAGAGCAUGUAAAUAUCAAAUAGAGAGCACCAGCAUAGAGAUAGAGGUGAUUACUAGAUAUUGAGGAGUAAGGGUC
Protomyces lactucae-debilis is the source of this 1724-nucleotide messenger RNA. Its product is annotated as glycoside hydrolase superfamily. Gene Ontology annotation, biological process: carbohydrate metabolic process. The transcript has 5 exons. Gene Ontology annotation, molecular function: calcium ion binding; hydrolase activity, hydrolyzing O-glycosyl compounds. Lineage: Eukaryota; Fungi; Ascomycota; Taphrinomycetes; Taphrinales; Protomycetaceae. The record is from RefSeq and is a predicted model, not a curated record. Bases 83 to 1660 code for a protein of 525 amino acids.